This is a messenger RNA of Drosophila innubila, 3867 nucleotides long. RefSeq names its product 2-oxoglutarate dehydrogenase, mitochondrial (gene Nc73EF). The transcript has 12 exons. Gene Ontology annotation, biological process: tricarboxylic acid cycle. NCBI's taxonomy places the organism in Eukaryota, Metazoa, Arthropoda, Insecta, Diptera, Drosophilidae. Gene Ontology annotation, molecular function: oxoglutarate dehydrogenase (succinyl-transferring) activity; thiamine pyrophosphate binding. Gene Ontology annotation, cellular component: mitochondrion; oxoglutarate dehydrogenase complex. Bases 147 to 3506 code for a protein of 1119 amino acids. The record is from RefSeq and is a predicted model, not a curated record.
CACUUUGGGGUAAUCUUUCGGCUGCGCUGCCACAAAACGUUCAGUCGACGCGCAGCACUCAACACGAACAAAUCGUUGGGCUCGCGUAUCUAUCAGAUACGUCGUACAUAUACAUAUAUAUUCGUUCUAUUUUGUAAAAAUACAAAAUGCAUAGAGCACACACAGCCUUUAGUCUGGCGUUAUCGCCGAUGGCGCAUAAAAACUUUGCUACAUGGCUUUUAAACAGCAGCAGCAGUCAAAAGCUGGUCAAGGCCACCGCCGCUGCCGCCGUUCGCACCUACAAUUCAGCUGCAGCAGAACCUUUUGCCAAUGGCAGCACCGCCACCUACGUGGAGGAGAUGUACAACUCCUGGCUGCGUGAUCCCAGCUCUGUGCAUACUUCUUGGGAUGCGUAUUUUCGCAGCAACACGUACAUGAGUCCACCAAAUUUGGCGCCCGUGCAGGCGAACACGAUGCCACUGUCGGCCUUCAAUUUUGGAGGCGCUGCUAGCGCUGCUCCCGACUCCAAGACCAUCGAUGAUCAUUUGGCUGUGCAGGCGAUCAUUCGCAGCUAUCAGUCACGUGGUCAUUUGGCAUCUGAUCUGGAUCCUCUUGGAAUUUUAACACGCGAAAAAACCGUUUGCAAGGAUGGUCUUGCACGUCGGGCUAACGAGGAUGUGCUCAGGCAGCAUUCUGGGUUUUUGUUUGGCGAGCAGGAUAUGGAGCGUCAGUUCAAGUUGCCCAGCACCACAUUCAUUGGUGGCGAUGAGGCUUCUUUGCCCCUGAAGGAAAUUCUCAACCGUCUGGAGAAUGUUUACUGUAAUAAAAUUGGUGUGGAAUUCAUGUUUAUCAACUCUUUGGAGCAGUGCAACUGGAUUCGCAAGCGUUUCGAGACUCCCGGCGUGCUCAGCUUUACGCCGGAGGAGAAGCGUCUCAUUUUGGCCCGUUUGACACGUGCCACUGGCUUUGAGGCUUUCUUGGCCAAGAAAUACUCAUCGGAGAAGCGUUUCGGUCUGGAGGGUUGUGAGAUUAUGAUCCCGGCCUUGAAGGAAAUCAUUGAUGUGUCCACCGAACUGGGCGUCGAGUCUGUCAUCAUGGGCAUGCCACAUCGUGGUCGUCUUAAUACCUUGGCCAAUGUCUGCCGCAAGCCAUUGAAUCAAAUCUUUACCCAGUUUGCUGGUCUGGAGGCUGCUGAUGAUGGUUCUGGCGAUGUCAAGUACCAUUUGGGCACCUACAUUGAGCGCUUGAAUCGCGUCACAAACAAGAAUAUUCGUCUGGCUGUUGUGGCAAAUCCCUCGCAUUUGGAGGCCGUUGAUCCCGUCGUGCAGGGCAAGACACGUGCCGAGCAAUUCUAUCGGGGCGAUCAGGAGGGCAAGAAGGUCAUGUCCAUCCUCAUUCAUGGUGAUGCCGCCUACUGCGGCCAAGGUGUUGUCUAUGAAACGAUGCACUUGUCGGAUCUGCCCGAUUACACCACUCACGGCACCAUUCAUGUGGUGGCCAACAAUCAAAUUGGCUUCACCACCGAUCCACGUUUCUCGCGCUCCUCUCCCUACUGCACGGAUGUGGCACGUGUCGUCAACGCUCCUAUUUUCCAUGUCAAUGCCGAUGAUCCCGAGGCCGUGAUGCAUGUGUGCAAGGUGGCUGCCGAAUGGCGUGCCACAUUCCACAAGGAUUGUGUCAUUGAUUUGGUUGGCUAUCGUCGCAAUGGCCACAACGAGAUCGAUGAGCCGAUGUUCACCCAACCCUUGAUGUACCAAAAGAUUCGCAAGCAUAAGAACUGCUUGGAUCUCUAUGCGGACAAGUUGAUUGCCGAGGGAACUGUCACCGGGGAGGAGGUUAAAUCUGUUGCCGCCAAGUAUGAGAAUAUCUGUGAGGAAGCCUUUGCGCUGGCCAAGACCGAGACCCACGUCAAGUACAAGGAUUGGUUGGAUUCGCCCUGGUCUGGUUUCUUCGAGGGCAAGGAUCCCUUGAAGGUUGCACCCACUGGUAUCAAGGAGGAGACUCUGAUUCACAUUGGCAAUCGUUUCUCGUCGCCACCACCAAAUGCAGCUGAAUUUGUUAUCCACAAGGGUCUGAUGCGUGUUUUGGCCGCUCGCAAGGCCAUGGUCGAUGACAAGAUGGCCGAUUGGGCUUUGGGUGAGGCCAUGGCCUUUGGCUCGCUGCUGAAGGAGGGCAUUCAUGUGCGUCUUUCGGGUCAGGAUGUGGAGCGUGGCACGUUCUCGCAUCGUCAUCAUGUGCUGCAUCAUCAGCUGGUGGACAAGGCCACGUACAAUGCGCUGCAACACAUGUAUCCGGAUCAGGCGCCUUACUCCGUCUCCAACAGCUCGUUGUCGGAAUACGCCGUGCUGGGCUUUGAACAUGGCUACUCGAUGACCAAUCCCAAUGCUCUCGUCUUGUGGGAGGCACAAUUUGGUGACUUUAGCAACACGGCCCAAUCGAUUAUCGAUCAGUUCAUCUCCAGCGGCCAAUCGAAGUGGGUGCGUCAAUCCGGUCUGGUUAUGUUGUUGCCCCAUGGCAUGGAGGGCAUGGGACCGGAGCAUUCAUCCUGUCGUGUCGAACGUUUCCUGCUGAUGAGCUCCGAUGAUCCCGACUAUUUCCCACCCGAGUCGGAUGAGUUUGCCAUCCGGCAGCUGCAUGACAUCAAUUGGAUUGUGGCCAAUUGCACGACGCCAGCGAAUUUAUUCCACAUCUUGCGUCGCCAGGUGGCUUUGCCCUUCCGCAAGCCACUGAUCCUGUGCACACCCAAGUCUCUGCUGCGUCAUCCGGAGGCCAAGAGCCCCUUCAGCGAGAUGAGCGAGGGCAGCGAGUUCCUGCGCAUCAUCCCCGAUCGUGGACCAGCUGCCGAGAAUCCCAGCAGCGUCAAGAAGGUUGUCUUCUGCACCGGUCGCGUCUACUACGAUCUGACCAAGGCGCGUGCCGAGAAGCAGCUGGAGAAGGACAUCGCCAUUGUGCGAGUCGAGCAGAUAUCGCCCUUCCCCUUCGAUCUGGUCAAGGAGCAGGCGAAUCUGUACAAGAACGCUGAGCUCGUCUGGACACAGGAGGAGCACAAGAACCAGGGCUGCUGGUCAUACGUCCAGCCCCGUUUCCUUACCGCGCUGAAUCACAGCCGUGAUGUCAGCCAAAGCGAUGAACAAUCCACCUUCUCCAAUACAACUACUACCACUGAUAAUACGAAUACUAAUCAAGCGUCCAAUAUCGAUACUGAUACUGAUUCCGAUUCUGAACAAAAAUCGAAACCGUGGCUAAGUCGCAUGUUUGCCAGCAAUAAUAAAAUUGAAAAUGAUAAUGAUAACGAUGCAACUACCACUGUCAAUGCGAUUGGUCACAAGCAUUUCGAUUUAAAGAACGCACGACACGAUUUCAAUAGACCUGCGGGCAUUGCGGCCGCUCCGGGCGUGCGAAUUGCCAAAACCGGACGUAAAAUUAGUUAUGUUGGACGCGCUUGUAGCGCCUCAACGGCCACCGGAUCGAAGGCCCAACACAUUCGGGAAUUAAAUGCGCUAUUGAACGAUGCGAUGUCCACUUAAAUGGAAUGGAAAAUUGAGAAGAUGAUGUGGAUGAUGAUGAUGAUGAUGGUGUUAACGAGAAAUGAAUAUUAAUUAUGAUUAUACGAGUAUAUAUAUAUUUUGUAAUAGAAACGUAUGCAGAUAUAUACGAUCUUUGAUACGAUUUUUUCGGACGAAAUUGUUAAGUGCAUUGUGUGAAAGUCGUGAAAUGUUAAAUAUUAGUUUAGUGAAAUUGAAAGAGCAACAACAACAAGAACACGAAAUUGUUUAGUGUUUCAAAUACACAACAAAUCACUUUCCCUCCCUUCAAACCCAAUACACACUCAAAACUCUAGUUGUUUACAAUAAAUACACACACAAAAGUACACACACUUAUAUAAAA